AUUAAGACAAAGCUAUACAUUAACUAACCCUAGUUUCUCCUUAACAGACGCGGCACUUGCAGAAACCGAAUCACAUAUCCCCAGAGCUCUUCUCUCCGCCGUCAGCCAUGGUGAAUGUUCCAAAAACUAAGAAGACUUACUGCAAGUCAAAGGAAUGCAAAAAGCACACCUUGCACAAGGUCACUCAGUACAAGAAGGGUAAGGAUAGCUUGGCAGCUCAGGGGAAGCGUCGUUACGACCGCAAGCAGUCAGGUUAUGGUGGUCAGACCAAGCCAGUCUUCCACAAGAAGGCUAAAACGACGAAGAAGAUUGUGCUGAGGUUGCAGUGCCAGGGUUGCAAACAUGUUUCCCAGCACCCAAUCAAGAGGUGCAAACACUUUGAAAUCGGUGGAGAUAAGAAGGGCAAAGGAACAUCGCUUUUCUAAGCUUGUCGAUUUGGAAGGAUUCUUGUGUUUACUGCUUUGCUCUGCUGUUAUUUUCGUCUUAACUUUUGCUUAGCUGAUCUAGCUAAACAUUAGAUUAAAGCUCUAAGUUUUGUUUGCAACAUAUGGAUCAAUCAUCUCAAUGCUGUUUACUACUUGCAAGCUAUUCGUUUAAACAAGUUUUGUUA
Salvia hispanica is the source of this 610-nucleotide messenger RNA. RefSeq names its product large ribosomal subunit protein eL42. NCBI's taxonomy places the organism in Eukaryota, Viridiplantae, Streptophyta, Magnoliopsida, Lamiales, Lamiaceae. The record is from RefSeq and is a predicted model, not a curated record. Gene Ontology annotation, biological process: translation. Gene Ontology annotation, molecular function: structural constituent of ribosome. Gene Ontology annotation, cellular component: ribosome.